AUGAACUCAAAUAAGAAUAUAAAUAAUCCUAAUACGGCUGCCGGGAGUAGUUGGUUUACGAAUAUUCCCCCUAUCACAAGAUAUUUAUUAACUGCAAUCGUCACUAUUAUUGGGUUAUGGAAAUUAUCAAUUAUUGGAUUAGAUAAAUUCGUGUAUUCCUGGUAUGAUGUUGUGAAACGUUUUCAGUUUUGGCGUAUUUUCACUUCAUGUAUCAUCAUCAUUCCAGGUACUGCCACUCAAGCAUUAGCAACAAUUUUGGAAUUUUAUAAUUUAUAUUCAAGAUCAAGUCAUUUAGAAACUGUACAUUUUAGAGGUGACAAGGCUCAUUAUGCUUAUUAUAUUUUAUGUUGCAUGAUUAUCAUUGCCAUUAGUUGUUCUGCAUGGUUCAGAUCAUCAAAGGAACAAUUCAUCUUACAAAGUGCUUUCACCUCCUGUAUCGGUUACACUUGGGCAAUGGAUCAUCCUGAAUCUCAAAUAUUAUACUACGGUGUACUACCUAUCAAGGGUAAAUAUUAUCCAGUAAUGGAAAUGAUUAUAUCUUUUGUAUUUAAUGCAGGUGAAAACGCAUUUCAAUUAUGUGUCAUUGGUGUCUGUACUGGCUACUUUUUCCAAUGUUUAGAUACCAACAGUUUUGGUCCAUUGUCGUGGUGGUUAUUUACCAACAAGAAUGCUAGUGAAUACUCUAUUGGGAGCUUUAAACCACCCAGAUGGUUUAUUUCUCUUUUCUCUAAUCUUGAUGGUACCAGAAUUAAUACUUUUAGUGGAAGAGGUAGUAGGUUAGGAAAUGGUUCAAACAAACCAGGGAAGGCUGGAACACCUUACAAUCCUAGACUAGCAAUAUUAAAUAGUAAAGACAACAACAAUGACAGUCAAAACUCGUUUUCUGCAAGAGAUUUCUUUGGAACCUCUGCAGAAAAAAGGAAAUUCCCAGGAAAGGGUCAAAAGUUGGGUAAAUAA
Messenger RNA from Vanderwaltozyma polyspora DSM 70294, 957 nucleotides. It is a transcript of the gene DFM1, whose product is annotated as Dfm1p. Gene Ontology annotation, cellular component: endoplasmic reticulum membrane; Hrd1p ubiquitin ligase ERAD-L complex. The transcript has a single exon. NCBI's taxonomy places the organism in Eukaryota, Fungi, Ascomycota, Saccharomycetes, Saccharomycetales, Saccharomycetaceae. Gene Ontology annotation, biological process: endoplasmic reticulum unfolded protein response. Bases 1 to 957 code for a protein of 318 amino acids. Gene Ontology annotation, molecular function: ubiquitin-specific protease binding; misfolded protein binding. The record is from RefSeq and is a predicted model, not a curated record.